AUGGCUACUAGAAAAGAUCCCCGCUGUGUCCCUCGAAAUAUAGCCAUAAUCGCCUGUAUUGUGGUAGCAGAGCCGCUAGCAUCGACAUCCCUCAUACCAUUCGUGUAUUUCAUGGUGAAAGGAUUUGGAUAUGAAGAGGCCCAAAUAGGUUCCCGGGUUGGAAUUAUAACGUCUGCAUUCUUCAUUGCUCAAAUGAUAGCAUCUCCGCUUUGGUGCCUGGUGUCUGAUCGUUUUGGCAGACGUAUUAUACUUAUCUGUGGGUUACUGGGUACAUCCUUGAGCAUAAUUCUGUUUGGAUUUUCCCAGUCUCUUGCAUGGGCUGUGGCCACUCGUUCACUAGGCGGAUUUCUCAACGGCAAUCUUCCUAUAGCGAGAACCUAUAUCGGAGAGCUAGCAAAACAGACUGGAUAUGACCUGAGUAAGGUGUUUAGUGUUUUUGGAUUUUCACUUGCUCUAGGAUGGGUUGUCGGUCCUGUGAUAGGGGGCACUUUUGCCAACCCUGUAUCCAAUCUAGGGUUUUAUGGUCCGGGAAACAUCUUUGUAUCCUUUCCAUGGCUACUACCAUGUCUCUUUAGUGGCAUCUUUAGCUUGUGUGCAUGUGUAGUCACCUAUUGUUUCCUCAACGAGACUUUGGAGCGAUCACUUUCUGAGGAUCCUGGAAACCCAGGAUUGACAGACCCUUUGCUGGCGCAAACUUACGACGAUUCGGCCACGGAGAGGGUCUACAAUGCCAUCGGACGGUCAGGCAGCCAGAACAAUAUGGCUGACACUCAAGAUUCUAUUGCUGGUGUUGAGUCUGGAAACUUAGUAAAGUCACGUAUAUCACAGGUCGCUUUCUUAAUAAGUACAGCGUUCUACUUCACCCACCUGAUCCUUUUUGAUGAAUUAUUCUCACUAUUCGCGGCAUCCAGCCUAAGACACGGUACAGGCUUGUCGUUUCGCCCACGACAAAUAGCCAAGGCACUCUCUGUUGCAGGGCCAUCAAUGUGCACCGCAUUGUUGAUUUUCCCAUGGCUGAAGACCAAGAUCAGUUUCUUGUCCCUCUAUCGUCUUACCGCCAUCAUUUUUGUUUUUAUCUAUCCGCUAUUCUCUUUGCUUCCUGAACUCGGAAAUAUCACUGAUGGGAGCCAAGGCGAGCCCGGUACUUCAUUGUGGACUUGUCUACUGAUAUUGAUGGUGGUGCGUUACGCAGUGUUGGCUAUUGGUCUCACAAGCCUACAGGUUGUGGUAGGUUUCCCAUGCGGCGGUGUUGCUAAUUUGAGAUUGCUAACAAAGCUUUUGGCUAGUUGA
Talaromyces stipitatus ATCC 10500 is the source of this 1290-nucleotide messenger RNA. RefSeq names its product tetracycline-efflux transporter, putative. Gene Ontology annotation, molecular function: transmembrane transporter activity. The record is from RefSeq and is a predicted model, not a curated record. Gene Ontology annotation, biological process: transmembrane transport. NCBI's taxonomy places the organism in Eukaryota, Fungi, Ascomycota, Eurotiomycetes, Eurotiales, Trichocomaceae. Bases 1 to 1290 code for a protein of 429 amino acids. The transcript is spliced from 4 exons.